Anoplophora glabripennis (Asian longhorned beetle) is the source of this 564-nucleotide messenger RNA. RefSeq lists its product as uncharacterized. The record is from RefSeq and is a predicted model, not a curated record. The transcript is spliced from 2 exons. Bases 22 to 429 code for a protein of 135 amino acids. NCBI's taxonomy places the organism in Eukaryota, Metazoa, Arthropoda, Insecta, Coleoptera, Cerambycidae.
GCUGUCAGCAAGAUAUCAACCAUGAACGCCUUGGUUUAUACAGUAAUGGGAGUGCUAUGCAUAGCCGCAGCAUCGCCUGCCAGACACCGCCUGGAGAGCUUCGGUGGAGCCAGAGGAGGCGCUAUCGAAUACGACGACUUCGUACCGGGCAAGACAGUCAGAGGCCCCAAAAUAGUCGGACCACAAGCCACAGCGUCUAAAUUAGGAGGUCCCCACAUCGGCCUGACUUACAUCGUGGGACCGGAACUCGGACCACCCCGUAUAGUUACGCCGAUAGUUAUUCCUGGUCACAUCACCGCACCAGAUGGUACCCACGAUCCCAUAGUUGGGCCCAAGGUGGGUGUAAUUGCCAUCGUUGGUCCAUCAAAUCCUUGGUCCAAACUCUCAGAGGAUGGUUAUGAGUGGAAGAAUGGAUGGCUGGAUUGGUAGGAUUGCGAAUGGGAAGGGCGGUGAUUUCAGAAGAUGAAAGUUCAAGAAUCUGGCAAAGGAACUUACGUAUGUAGAAUUGAUUAAUGCGAGGUCAAAAAGUUCAGCGUCACUUGAAAAUUUAUGUCUUAAGUGUGC